Messenger RNA from Mytilinidion resinicola, 1000 nucleotides. Its product is annotated as LigB subunit of an aromatic-ring-opening dioxygenase LigAB. The transcript has 3 exons. The record is from RefSeq and is a predicted model, not a curated record. Gene Ontology annotation, molecular function: zinc ion binding; oxidoreductase activity, acting on single donors with incorporation of molecular oxygen; ferrous iron binding. NCBI's taxonomy places the organism in Eukaryota, Fungi, Ascomycota, Dothideomycetes, Mytilinidiales, Mytilinidiaceae. The coding region runs from base 113 to 1000 and encodes 295 amino acids.
CUUGCAGGGCCACAGGGCCAGUGCAUGGCCUGCGCAGGCGGAAUCAAAGGACAGCGCCCGCCCUGCUGCUGAGCCGUCCGCCCAGCGAAGAGAGCGCAUCUGUGCGGAAACAAUGGCUCCGACUCCAGUGCACUUGUUCUCCCAUGGCUCGACCAUGAUGCUGGGCGAAGCGUCCGAGUCGGCCGACUACUGGAAGCAAUGCGGCGACGAGGCGUUGGCGCACGGCAUCAAGGGCGUGGUCAUGAUGCUACUUAACACUCCCCAGGGCGCACACUGGGACAGUCGUGGCAAAGACAAGAUCGAGGUCUCGACGAACCCCAGGCCUGCCAAGUCCCCCGUGGCCUACGUCCACCCGUCAAAGUACGUCGACUAUGAGUUGGUACCCGAUCUGCACGGCGCAAAACGCUGUAUCAGCAUGCUGGCAUCCACCGGCUUCAACGUUACUGGCAACGACACCUUUGACUGGAUCCACGAUACGUACCUCAUUCUGAUCCGCAUGUUCCCCGCAAAAUGCCCUCCCACCACCGUCAUCUCGCUCAACUCCCGCUUUGAUCCACACUUUCACAUGAAGGUGGGAGCGGCGCUGCGCCCUUUGCGAGAACAAGGCUACCUUCUCAUUGGUUCUGGCGGUGCGGUCCACAACUUGUAUCGCAAUGAAUGGCGGCCAAUGCUGCAGUACUCGGACAACUUUGCACAGGAAAAGCCACCAGCGGAUUGGGCACUGGAGUUUCGCCAGGCCGUGGAAGACGCCAUUUCGAACAACAGCGGGCCCUUCCUUCGGCGAGCUGUCACCAGGUUGAUGAAGCAUCCCAGGUUUAGAGACGCCCACGCCACUGACGAUCACUUCAUGGCUGCAAUGUUUGUUGCGGGCGCAGCAGGUAGCGAGGAUGAUUUGGGAACAUAUGGCGAACUGAAGGCCGAGACCUGGGAACUCACCAACAUGAGCAAUUCGCAGUUCACCAUCGGCCGCUGGCAGAGCGUGCCAAUUGCCAGCAUUUGA